AUGUCGUUACUUCGAGGCAUAUCGAACCAGCCGGGAACGGACUACCGCCACUCCUCGAGACCACCUCGUCUUGAUCUUUCAGGGAACCAUGUGACGGGUCAAUUUUCAGAAGCUAUGGAAGAAGAUUCUGGCCAAACCAUUUCCAGUAUGCUCCGUACCCCUGGCAUUAGGCUGGAUCGCACCCAGACCAUCGCUUCAUUUCUUGAUAUUGACGACUCAGAUGCCGAUUCUAUGCGAUAUGAUGAUAUACCCCUCCUACAACGAACCGACGAAUUCGAACGACCGGCGAAGAAAAUCGGCGUCACCUUCGAAGAGCUAAUCGAGCGUCUCAUUGCCCCUAAGAUGUCUAGAGCAGAUAACAAUUUCUUGGAGAUCUUCUUGUGUUUGUACCGCAAGUUCGCGUCUCCGGGGCAGCUCUUUUCAUCCCUUCUGUCACGGCUGGACCGCAUUAGGGACGACAAGUCCGUUCAUUAUCUUACCAAGAUUGGCGCUCAGUUUCGAAUUAUCGAGGUGGUCGCCAAGUGGGUCGGGACCUAUCCCGGAGAUUUUGCACGGCCGACGACUAGAAGAAACGUAGAAGACUUCAUAAGACAGUUAGCUGCGGAGCCGGCUUUCUUCGCAGCUUCACAGCAGAUGCGUAGAACGAUGGAGUACAGUGUAAUUGAGGCUGACGAUACGGGCUGGGAGAAAGCCGACAGUCUUGAGGAUACGCCGCUAGACGAGCACGAGCUGAGUAUAAGAGAUACCGCAAGGCGGUAUAUGGAUAUGUCGGAAAGUCUAAGCUCUUUAGGGGUAGACGACCCGAUCGAACGGCGGCCCUCGGCCAGUUCGUCCCUUCAAACGGACGCCGGGCCGCCAUCUGGGCCCGUUGGGAAGAUACACUCAUUCCAGUUCCAUUCAUAUGAGGACUACGAACGGGAAGCAGCGACAAUGGUGCCUACGUAUACAUUACCACUAACCAAAUUUCGGUAUCACAUAUUCAUGGACACGCAAAAUGAUGAUAUCGCCGACGAGAUGACGAGGAUUGAUUGGGUUAUGUUCUCUUCGAUCCGGAUACGAGACUUAAUCCGACAUGUCAGCCUAUCAGCAGAGCAGAAGGAGAAGUGUAGGGCUAUGAAGAAUGUCAAUCGCAUGAUUGCCCACUUCAACCAUAUCGCAACUUGGGUAUCCAAUAUGAUACUCAUGAGAGAAAAAGCCAAGCAUCGUGCACAGAUGCUGGAGAAGUUCAUGAAUAUCGCGUUGAAAUUAAGGCAGCUAAACAACUACAACGGUCUCGCGGCCGUGCUGGCUGGUAUUAACGGGACGGCUAUUCAUCGUCUAUCUCAGACACGAGCGCUUGUGCCGACCGAAGUACAAAAAAGAUUUGCGCGGUUAGUGCUCUUAAUGGGAACGCAAAAGAGCCACUUUGCCUAUCGACUGGCCUGGGAAAAUUCACCAUUACCGCGUAUCCCCUUCAUUCCGUUACAUCGUAGGGAUCUUGUAUCGGCCGAAGAGGGUAGCAUGACAAUGGUGGGGCCCCAAGGCGAUCGAAUAAACUGGAAGAAAUUUGAGGUUCUAGGUGAAAUCCUCUUGCCAAUCAUGAAGAGUCAGGGUACUCCAUAUCCGAACCUAUCUAAGCAUGACACGGCAAGGGAGCUUAUCUUGGACUGCUUGAUGCCUACAGACGAAGAAGUGAGAUGA
This is a messenger RNA of Daldinia childiae, 1680 nucleotides long. RefSeq names its product Ras guanine nucleotide exchange factor A. The coding region runs from base 1 to 1680 and encodes 559 amino acids. Gene Ontology annotation, molecular function: guanyl-nucleotide exchange factor activity. Gene Ontology annotation, biological process: positive regulation of GTPase activity; Ras protein signal transduction. Gene Ontology annotation, cellular component: plasma membrane. The transcript has a single exon. Lineage: Eukaryota; Fungi; Ascomycota; Sordariomycetes; Xylariales; Hypoxylaceae. The record is from RefSeq and is a predicted model, not a curated record.